Culicoides brevitarsis is the source of this 1203-nucleotide messenger RNA. It is a transcript of the gene Daao2, whose product is annotated as D-aspartate oxidase. Gene Ontology annotation, molecular function: FAD binding; D-amino-acid oxidase activity. The record is from RefSeq and is a predicted model, not a curated record. NCBI's taxonomy places the organism in Eukaryota, Metazoa, Arthropoda, Insecta, Diptera, Ceratopogonidae. Bases 92 to 1135 code for a protein of 347 amino acids. Gene Ontology annotation, cellular component: cytoplasm. Gene Ontology annotation, biological process: D-amino acid catabolic process. The transcript has 4 exons.
UUUAAUAAUUUACAGAAGAAACAUCUUCAUCUUAGAAACAACAAGUGAUUAUCAAAUUUUAAGUAGGAAAUAUUAAGUGAUACAAGAAAAAAUGAAACAAAUUUUAGUCAUCGGGGCAGGCGUGAACGGUCUGAGCUCAGCAGUAAAAAUUGCAGAAAAUUUUUAUAAUCAAGCACAAGUUACUUUAAUCUCAGAAGAAACUAGUCCAAAUACCACAGGCGAUGGAUCAGCAGGCCUUUGGGGUCCAUUUUUGCUCGGAGAUACACCAGAAGAAAAGAUUGUACAAUGGUCAAAGGAGACACAUGACUUUUUCAAAGAAUUAUGGAUUCACGGCCUCGCAAAGGAAAGUGGUGUUACAUUAAUUCCCUGUUACAGACUCACAACAGAGCCCGGCACAAAAGAACCGUCGUGGAAACAUGUCGUUUUUGGCUAUAACUCGUUAACGGAACAGGAAUUGAAUCGUCUUCGGAUGGAACAUGGCAGAAAUUACACAGCCGGCGCCCAAUUUAUCACAUUCACCGCUGAACCAACUAGUCUCCUGCCGUACCUCUACAAACGUUUCGAAAAGGCCGGUGGUCGUUUCAUCCGUCGCAAAGUCUUCCAAAUUGACGAACUAGCCAACGAAAAUUACGAUUUAAUCGUUAAUUGCACCGGAUUAGGUGCCAAAAGUCUCCUAAACGACUCCCAAGUCAAACCAAUUCGAGGACAAGUAGCUCGUGUAUCAGCUCCUUGGCAAUUCCAUGCCUUCUUGGAUGACAGCGAUGACGGAAAUUACGUGAUCCCAAACACAGAAACUUGUAUUAUCGGCGGCACCCAUCAAGAAAACGACUUCAACACGCAACCCUGCCCGAAAGAUCGCGAAUUUAUCAUGGUUGGAUGUACGCGAAUCGUGAAAGGUCUCAAAAAUGCUCCCGUUAUCCGUGAAUGGGUCGGUCUCCGACCGGGAAGAACCUCCGUCAGAAUUGAAUUUGAGGACUACGAAACGCAAAAAGGUCAUAAACUGCCAGUUAUUCAAAAUUACGGACACGGAGGCGCGGGAGUAACACUUUGCUGGGGAUGUGCGACGGACGUUUUGAAGUUGGCAAGCCAGAAAUUGUCGCUGCACAAAACAAAAGCAACGAAUUCAAAACUAUAAAUUGUGUAUUACUUAAAAAUAUCUUUAUUUUUUCUUGUUUUUCAAAUACAGAUCACGUGAUUAAUGAA